Mya arenaria is the source of this 2505-nucleotide messenger RNA. RefSeq lists its product as uncharacterized. The record is from RefSeq and is a predicted model, not a curated record. Lineage: Eukaryota; Metazoa; Mollusca; Bivalvia; Myida; Myidae. The transcript is spliced from 8 exons. The coding region runs from base 108 to 1796 and encodes 562 amino acids.
UGAUUAUUUAGUGGAUUGAGUUUAUAGGGGGUUAAAUAUUUCGUUCAAUGGCUGAAUACAGCAGUUUAUAUUUUUGAACUGGAUGCUGGUGAUACCGUACGGCGGAAAUGUCUAAUUGUCCCCAAAUAGCGGCACGGGAUGACCCCGACAUUACGCUUUCAUCAUACGACACGGGGCCGGGAGCCAUAGUAGUAGUUUCAUGCUCGGGUUUCGGACGACACGUGGAUGGGCCCACUAGGCUGGUCUGCAACGGUGGCCAAUGGUCAGACACUCCUAGCACUACAUGUAAAAGUCAGUUGGACGACAAGGAGUCCUUAUAUCUUGGGAUUGGCCUGGGGAGUGCAGCCCUGGUAAUUGUGUGUAUAUUCUGGGUCUGUGUGGCCUACUUCUACUGCAAACAUAAAUGGAGAAGGAGGUAUAACAGUAGCUUUGACAGCGAAUACCGAGAGGACAAAAUACGGCAACCAAUGCAUGAUUUCUUCCCGACAUCACAUCCCUGGGGACCGCCACCUGGCUACGACAGUUUUCCGUACAGAAGUAGACGGGGCUACCGUUUCCACGACAACCGGCGAUACGGUUAUUACGGCAACAACGGAAUUGAUUUCCAUAGCAACCGCGGUUACCAUGACAAUGAAGGUUUCAAACGCGGAAGUUAUUCUGAUGUCUCAAGAAUUUCUAUCCGAAAACAUCGACACGAUUGGGAUAAUGAAGAUUACUUUGGUGACAAGAAGUUUAGGAAAGGAAGCUUCUCAGAUCGUUCAAAUGAUUCAUUCAGACGUCGUUACCAUGGACACAGAAGACAUUUUGAUGGCGAAAAUAACUAUCGAAGGACUCGGCGGUUUUCGGACGGGGAUUUAGGUUAUCACCAAAGAACACGCUUUUCGGGUGGAAACAGGCUUUUGGAUGACGGCAGGCAUUCAUUUGACCGGAAUUAUAGUCGACAUAGACGCAGAUAUUCAGACCCGCUGUACUACGGCCCGUACGGCCCACCCGUAGACAAGUACUAUGUCUCCGAGCCCAGAAUCCCGUACCGCACGCGCCCGACAGUGAAGGUUUACGAAUAUGAGGUGGAAGCUCCGCCAUACAGAGAGGAAAAGAUCAUCGAAUAUGUCCACGAGCCGGUUCGUAGGACCCCACCCCCGACUGUGACGUAUGUAAAACCGCGACCAAUCGAAAUCGUCGAGGAAAGGCCAAUCAUCAUAGAAUCUUCCCCGCGAUAUGAACAGAUCAUCAUCAAGGACGACAGGCCAAGGCUAGACAACGCUAGAUACGUAAGCGAUCGCAGAUCGGGGUUCGAAUCGGUUAUUUUAGAUGAUGACCCAGUCCACGUUAAAUAUGACGUCAGAGCUGGGCGGAGGACAUACACUGACGUACUUCCGGCUGCAAAAAUUGUCGAAUUAGACGACAGAGAGGAGUUAAUGGUCCCAAGGGAGGUCCCGAUCAAAUCCGGGCACUAUGAGGCCACGACUGUAGAUGGAUCAACUAGUAACUAUUUCUUCGGGAGGCAGGAUUUCCAUAGAUCCUCAAGAAAUGGUGAAAGCGCACUCCGCAGAUCCGCAUAUAAUGGAAACGGCGACGUGAGAAAUGGGGAUAGCGCUUUUCGUAGAUCUACUUAUACUAGAAACUCCGACCAAAAUUUGCGCAGGUCAACUUAUGGUGGAAAUGAUCUAAGAGGGACCAAUCUAAGAGGGACCCAAAAUGAGCUUGAUCACGUGCUCUACCAUGGAAAGGGGAAAGUGACCGAAAUUUACGAAGAUCCAUCGGAGUACGCAUUGCCUAAAGCAAGGAUCCUCUAGAUAUUUGGAUGAUUCAUUCAUAAAAUCAAAUUUAAUCCUUAAUCACAAAGCUGCUACUUUAAAAAUGCGAUGUAGUUGUUACUGGGCGCUGUAACUUUAAAAUUGCGAUGUAACUGUAAUAGGACGUUGUUACUUUAAAAUGCGAUUAAGCUGUUACAGGGUGCAUUUACUUUCAAAAAUGCGAUGUAGCUGUUACAGGGCGUUAAAAGAAGUUGUAUACGAAAUUAGGAGGAAGCUGAUAACGUGUAAUAUUAAAAACUAUCUGGGAAAUAUCGCUAUAGUUGUAAAGGAGCGCUAUGAGAAUAUAUCUAUAAAACUCGAUGUAGCAGUUACAAGGCGCUGUUACAAAGUAUCUAUGAAAUUACACUGUAUUUGUUACAAGGCGCUGUUACAAAGUUUCUAUGAAAGUACACUUAGUUGUUACAGGGCGCUUUUACAAAUUAUCUAUGGAAUUACACUGUUGUUGUUACAGGGCGCUUUUACAAAUUAUCUAUGGAAUUACACUGUAGUUGUUACAGGGCGCUGUUACAAAGUUUCUAUGAAAGUACACUUAGUUGUUACAGGGCGCUUUUACAAAUUAUCUAUGGAAUUACACUGUAGUUGUUACAGGGCGCUGUUACAAAAGAACUUUUAAAUUACACUGUAUUUUUUAGAAGUGUGUUUUUUUUCUACAACUUCUUUCUACGACUGAAACACUCCCCAUCUAUUU